UCACCGAGAACCCGCAUCAGUUGUGCUUGAUCUUUGGAUAGUGUUAGACCAAGCUUUUGCUACGAUGGAAAAGUGGAUUGGUAAAGUGGCCCUAGUUACAGGCGCUAGUGCGGGUAUCGGGCAGGAUGUGGCACUUGCUCUAGCCAACUCGGGUAUGAUCGUCGUAGGGAUCGCUCGGCGUGCUGAGCUGAUUACAAUGUUCUCUACCAAAGUUACCGGUACGGGUAAGAUCUACGCCAAAAAGUGUGACGUGAGCAAUGAGUCGGAAAUAAUGGAAACGUUAAACUGGAUACGCCGUGAGUUUGGUGGUGUGGAUGUACUGAUCAACAAUGCAGGAAUCUAUCGUUAUCAAUUUAUUACUCAAAGUGAAACGUCCGAUUUUCGGGACACGUUUAACGUGAACGUGUUGGCCACGUGUAUUUUUAUUCGGGAGGUAGUGAAGGACAUGAAGGCUAGGGAAGCUUACGGUCAUAUCGUUGUGCUCAACAGCAUGUUGGGUCAGCGUAUUCCCGACGUUUCGGUGCCACUGUUCGGUGUGUAUCCUGCUUCCAAAUAUGCACUAGUCGGGCUAACGGAAGUUUUGCGACAAGAGUUAAACUUCUUAAAGAUGCCCAUCAAAGUGACGAGUGUCCAUCCGGGCAUGGUGGAGACCGAUAUGAUCAAGGUAUUUGAGUCAGCGCUAGCGGAACGGCUUCCAAAGCUGCAGGUCAAGGAUAUUACCGCCAGCAUCAUACACUGUCUGGAAACUCCUCCAGAAGUUCGUAUUGAUGAAAUAACCGUAAUGCCAACUAUGAAGUGAAAAGAUGCCCCACCGCAUGUCCACCUAUUUGCAUAUAAUAUUGCGAUUAUGUUCCAAUCAAACACAGUUCGCUUCAAUAAAGGAUGAUCGUGAAA
Molecule: messenger RNA, 894 nt
Organism: Anopheles funestus (African malaria mosquito)
Lineage: Eukaryota; Metazoa; Arthropoda; Insecta; Diptera; Culicidae
Gene: rdhB
Product: farnesol dehydrogenase
Exons: 4
Coding region: 65-799 (244 amino acids)
Source: RefSeq, a predicted model, not a curated record